AUGAAUAGCAACACAGUGUAUAGCAAACAUUCAAGAGAUACUAUUAAAGAUGGGUCAAGUAAAAAGGCUAGUGAAUGGUUAACAUCAUUAAAAUUUCCCAUAGAAAUCAUUUCAACUCUCAAAGUUUGUGUAAUAGAUGGAGGAACAUUAGUUUUUAUUUCUGACAGUUUACCAAAUGAUGUUUAA
Dictyostelium purpureum is the source of this 186-nucleotide messenger RNA. RefSeq lists its product as uncharacterized. The transcript has a single exon. The record is from RefSeq and is a predicted model, not a curated record. NCBI's taxonomy places the organism in Eukaryota, Evosea, Eumycetozoa, Dictyosteliales, Dictyosteliaceae. The coding region runs from base 1 to 186 and encodes 61 amino acids.